AUGUCUACUGCUAUGACAAGAUUCCUUGCUCCAAGAUACGUCGUGCCAUUCAUUGGCGCUACUGCCUCUCUUGGCGUUGCUUACCACUACUCCACACAGUCAUUUAUUAGAAAUGAAACCGGAAAGACUUUUACUGGUGGUGAUGAAUGGAUUGACUUGACCUUGAAGAAAGCUGAACAAUUGAACCACAACACCAAGCAUUUGGUUUUCGAUUUGAAGGAUAAGGAUGACCUUUCAGGCUUGGUUGUUGCUUCCAUGUUGAUGACCAAAUUUGUCACUCCAAAAGGUAACAACGUCAUUAGACCAUAUACACCCGUCUCGGACGUUAAUCAAAAAGGUGACAUUGAGUUUGUCGUCAAGAAGUACGACGAAGGUAAGAUGUCGAGCCAUAUUCACGACUUGAAGGAAGGUGAAACGUUGUCAUUCAAAGGUCCAUUUGUCAAGUGGAAGUGGGAACCAAACCAAUUCAAAUCGAUUGCUUUGAUCGGUGGUGGUUCAGGUAUCACUCCAUUGUACCAAUUGUUGCAUGCAAUCACCUCAAACCCCGAAGACAAGACCAAAGUUCAAUUGUUCUACGGUAACCUUUCUCCUGAUGACAUUUUGAUCAAAGAUAGACUUGAUGAAAUUGCCAAGAACAACAAGGAGCAAGUCAAAAUUACUUACUUUGUCAACGACAAGAAGGGAAAAGACUUUGACGGAGUAGAGGGCUUCAUUACUAAGGACUUUUUACAAAAGAAUUUGGACAAGCCAAGCCCCGACACCAAAAUCUUUGUCUGUGGACCUCCAGGUUUGUACGAUGCUAUUUCAGGUAACAAGAAGUCUCCAUCUGAUCAAGGUGAAGUUACUGGAGCUUUGGCCGACUUGGGAUACACCAAGGAACACGUUUUCAAGUUCUAA
Lodderomyces theae is the source of this 897-nucleotide messenger RNA. RefSeq names its product cytochrome-b5 reductase (gene MCR1). The transcript has a single exon. Gene Ontology annotation, molecular function: cytochrome-b5 reductase activity, acting on NAD(P)H. Gene Ontology annotation, biological process: ergosterol biosynthetic process. The record is from RefSeq and is a predicted model, not a curated record. NCBI's taxonomy places the organism in Eukaryota, Fungi, Ascomycota, Pichiomycetes, Serinales, Debaryomycetaceae. Bases 1 to 897 code for a protein of 298 amino acids.